Messenger RNA from Impatiens glandulifera, 753 nucleotides. Its product is annotated as trafficking protein particle complex subunit 6b-like. The transcript has 4 exons. Lineage: Eukaryota; Viridiplantae; Streptophyta; Magnoliopsida; Ericales; Balsaminaceae. Gene Ontology annotation, cellular component: trans-Golgi network; cis-Golgi network; TRAPP complex. The record is from RefSeq and is a predicted model, not a curated record. Gene Ontology annotation, biological process: regulation of GTPase activity; endoplasmic reticulum to Golgi vesicle-mediated transport. Bases 23 to 550 code for a protein of 175 amino acids.
GGCAAGCGCAGAGACAGAGAAAAUGGGGAAGGAAGUUUCAGAGUCUUGUGUAGAGAGUCUUCUGACAGAGAUCGUCUCUUCGUAUUGCAAUUGCUUAUAUGUUAAUAAGCCUGAUCUUGCCGCUCGAAGGAUCGAGGCAAUUGGUUAUCAGGUCGGCCACCAGCUCUCCGAGAGAUACACAAUGGAACGUCCACGAUUCAAUGACCAUCUAGAAGCUAUAAAGUUUAUUUGCAAGGAUUUCUGGCCUGAGAUCUUUAAGAAGCAGAUAGAUAAUUUAAAGACAAAUCACAGGGGUACCUUUGUUUUACAAGACAAUAAGUUUAGAAUGCUUACACGUAUGUCCAUCAAUCAACCGACUGGAAUUGUUGGUUCAGCUCAAGAUCCUUCUACAAUGGCUGAGAAUAAGUCAACUCAGAUGACCGGAAUGUUUCUUUACUUUCCAUGUGGAAUCAUUCGGGGCGCGCUUUCAAAUUUGGGAAUCCAAUGUGCGGUUUCUACAGAUAUUUCCAAUCUUCCUGCAUGUUCGUUUGUUAUACGUAUUAAGGCCUGAAAAAGGUUCAACUGAAGAAGCCAGAACGAAUUACAGAUAUACAGAAUUUGUUCUACUGCUACUAAUUACUGCUUUCUAUGUAUUGUAAUGGACAACACAAUAUAUACCUUUAGCUUUACUCCUUUCGUUAGGCUAUAUUGAGCAUUUUAUAAAAGCUAUAUUAUUAAAAAAUGUCAAAUAAAAUGUGAGUAAUUUUAUUUGUA